AAUUGAAGCUGGGUGCAGACAUCGUACGGCCCAGAUUCCACCACCACCUCGAGAACGGGAGGGACGGCACGGUCCGACCCCGGAGCACCCUCCGUGUACGCCGGCAAGGGCCCAGCUCCAGGGUCCCACAGGGGGUGAAACGUCACAUCCUACUGGAGGUGAUCGGAUCCGAGUGCCAUUAUGUAAGAGAUUUGAUCUUGAUCCGUUCUCCUGCCCUCGUGAGUGGACCACGGGAGAGGAUAGUAGCGCGAGCUAUUCCCAUCGGCGCGGUGGUCUCAUCCUCCGCCUCCUCGAAGUCGCCGGCACUCCCGGAUGGGAAGAGCUUCCGUUCUCCUCGCUCUUCUCCACCUUCUCUUGCUUCUUGGCACGGUCCGGUGCUCCGACGGUGUCUGCGCUCAGCUUAUUCGACCUUUGGGCUACCCUUGCUCGGAACACACUGUUGAAACAAAGGAUGGCUUCCUUUUAUCUGUUCAACAUAUUCCACAUGGGAGAGUAGCUUUAGGGGAAAAAACUGGUCCUCCAGUUUUCCUACAGCAUGGCCUUUUUCAGGGAGGAGACACGUGGUUUGUGAAUUCUGUGGAAGAGUCACUGGGAUCCAUCCUUGCUGAUAAUGGUUUUGAUGUCUGGGUAGGGAAUGUACGUGGUACACGCUGGAGUUAUGGCCAUGUCACCUUAUCUGAGAAUGAUAAGGCAUUUUGGGAUUGGAGUUGGCAGGAACUGGCCCAAUAUGACUUGCUGGCUAUGAUAACCUAUGUAUACUCAGCAACAAAUUCCAAAGUUUUCUAUGUGGGCCAUUCACAGGGAACUAUCAUGGCUUUGGCUGCUUUCACCAUGCCAAAUGUGGUUAGAAUGAUUGAAGCUGCUGCUCUUCUUUGUCCUAUUUCGUAUUUAGAUCAUAUCAGUUCAAGUUUUGUUCUUAGAGCAGUUGGCAUGCAUCUUGAUCAGAUGCUUCUCACGGUCGGAAUUGAUCAGCUUAAUUUUAGAAGUGAUAUUGGUGUUCAGAUACUGGAUUCUGUAUGUGAUGGCCAGGUGGACUGCAACGACUUGCUAUCUGCAAUAACAGGGAAAAAUUGUUGCUUCAAUGUGUCUCGGUUAGACUAUUACCUGGAGUAUGAACCUCAUCCAUCAUCCACAAAAAACCUUAACCAUCUUUUUCAAAUGAUCCGGACAGGCACCUUCGCAAAGUAUGACUAUGGGUUGUUGCAGAACCUGAUAACUUAUGGGCGCUUUUAUCCACCAGCAUUUGAUUUGGCAGACAUACCAGCCUCAUUGCCCAUAUGGAUGGGCUAUGGAGGUAGUGAUGCAUUAGCAGACGUUACUGAUGUUCAGCGCACCAUCGAGGAGUUGAGAUCUGAGCCCGAAUUGUUGUACAUUGAUAAGUAUGGGCACAUAGAUUUCAUCAUGAGUGUGAACGCAAAAGAUGAUGUAUAUGGUGAAUUGAUAAGGUUCUUCAGAUCUCAGGGAUGGCCCAGCAGCUAUUAGAAUGCUUAGCCAUCAUAGAGUGCUGAUUUCUGUUAGCUGUUUGUACAUAACUGUUUUAGUUUAGCAUAGUGUUGUAACUGUAGGAUGGCAUUCAUGCCAUCUGGUUAAAGAGUGCAAAGCAAAAUAAUACUGGAAAGGAACAAGCACCUACGAAGACGACACCACACUAAGGGUCGCAUGUUCAGAAAUUGAUGUGUGGGAUAAAAUAUGUAACUUUUGUGGGAACUUGAUAACAUGCGGUAUUUAAUGUAUAAUGUAUAACAAGUUGCAACAGAGUUAUACUUGUGCUGUGGUGGCCCAGGGGCAAAAGGAAAGACUACAAGUUUGUGUAUGUGUGCGUGUAAAUAAAUAAAUAACUCUAUUUUGGGGGGAUGUAAGCAGUCUUCCUCCAAA
Messenger RNA from Elaeis guineensis (African oil palm), 1875 nucleotides. Its product is annotated as triacylglycerol lipase 1. The record is from RefSeq and is a predicted model, not a curated record. Gene Ontology annotation, molecular function: hydrolase activity, acting on ester bonds. NCBI's taxonomy places the organism in Eukaryota, Viridiplantae, Streptophyta, Magnoliopsida, Arecales, Arecaceae. Gene Ontology annotation, biological process: lipid metabolic process.